Molecule: messenger RNA, 5377 nt
Organism: Astyanax mexicanus (Mexican tetra)
Lineage: Eukaryota; Metazoa; Chordata; Actinopteri; Characiformes; Acestrorhamphidae
Gene: zdhhc7
Product: zinc finger DHHC-type palmitoyltransferase 7
Exons: 8
Coding region: 395-1297 (300 amino acids)
Biological process (GO): peptidyl-L-cysteine S-palmitoylation; protein targeting to membrane
Cellular component (GO): Golgi apparatus; endoplasmic reticulum
Molecular function (GO): protein-cysteine S-palmitoyltransferase activity
Source: RefSeq, a predicted model, not a curated record
AUGUUACUAUCUGUAUUUUGUAAUUACCUACAAUUGACUUAACUUCCUUGGGUGAGGUCUGGGAGAAGGCUGGUCAGGAGCAGGCCAGUGGAUGGCAGAAACAGGCUGAUGAUCAUCCUUCAGCUGCAGACAGAAGAAGACUGGGUGGGAAGAGGAAGCCUGUAUGACCUGUUCUACACGGUUUUGAACAAUCUGCUGAAGCUAGGAGUUUUUCUAUUCGGCUGUAAUGAAAUCAGACGGGUUGAUCUCGCUGUCGGCCAUCGGAGACUGCGGGGGUAAACACCGCACGACUCGCUAAUCUCGGUUGAACGCUGUGGAUGUAGUGACAGUGCUGCCCAGGUCAUUGGGGUGGACGGCAUGUCUGUGUGAGGGCCAGUCAGAAAAGUAGACAAGUAUGCAGUCUUCUGGGCACCGGUUACGGGAUGUGGAGCAGCACCAUCCCUUACUGGGCAGUGGGGAGGAGGAGGUGGCAGUGGGCCGUGUCUGGUUUAUCCAGGAUGGCUGUGGCAUGGUGUGCGCCUUCAUGACCUGGUUUCUGGUGUUGUAUGCACAGUUCGUGGUGAAUUUUGUCAUGUUGCUUCCCUCCAAAAGCUUCUGGUACACUUUAAUCAAUGGAGUGGCGUUUAACUUCUUGGCUGUGCUGGCGCUGGCAUCGCACCUACGCACCAUGCUGACAGAUCCGGGAGCGGUCCCUAAAGGUAAUGCCACUAAAGAGUACAUGGAAAGUCUACAAUUGAAACCUGGGGAGGUCAUCUAUAAGUGCCCUAAAUGUUGUAGCAUCAAGCCAGAGAGAGCCCAUCAUUGCAGUAUCUGCAAGAGAUGUAUCAGGAAAAUGGAUCAUCAUUGUCCCUGGGUGAACAACUGUGUGGGAGAAAACAAUCAGCGGUUCUUUGUCCUGUUCACUAUGUAUAUAGCUUCAAUUUCCCUGCAUGCCCUCUGCCUCAGCUUUUUCCAUUUCUUCACCUGUGUCAAAGUCCAGUGGAGCGAGUGCAGUGAUUUCUCCCCUCCUGUGGCCGUCAUGCUCCUCAUUUUCCUCUGCUUGGAGGCUAUCCUCUUCCUCACCUUCACCGCCGUCAUGUUCGGCACACAAAUUCACUCCAUUUGCAAUGAUGAGACGGAAAUCGAGAGGCUGAAGAAUGAGAAGCCGACGUGGGAGCGGCGGGUGCGCUGGGAGGGGAUGAAGGCAGUGUUUGGGGGUCCUCCCUCUCUUCUGUGGUUCAAUCCUUUUGCUGGACUGCGCCUCAGGCGCCUGCGGAUGGUCCACAGUCGCAAAGGAGGCUCAGAGUUCUCAGUCUGAGGCAUCCCAGCAUCCUGGUGUGUGUGCUAACAUGCCAGUAAACCCCACACAUUGAGAACAUGGCACAUCUCUCCUAGCUGGUGGUGCAGGUAGGAGAACACAGUGAAGAGAAUGCAAUAGACUUAAAGCUGCUGGCCCGGAGGAGGAGGAGAGGGGCUGGGCCAGGACCGUAUAGACUCUCUAUUAAACCACUGGACCUCAACAGAAGGAUCAUAAUUUUUACUUUUGCUUACGUUGGCUGUGCCUGACCUGUCUUCAUGAACAUCCGAACAGAUUUUCCGUUUGUUUGUGUUUUUAAGGGACUAUUUUUUUGUGUAGAUAUAAUACAAGAUAUUGACUCAAUGCUUUAAAAAGGUACCAAGAACAUCAGCAUUUAUAAGGGUAUUGCUUCAGAGCAUUAGUGUCAAAGUAGUCAAGUUCUUUACAGUCAGUGAAUCUUGGUCCAAAAAAAAAAUCCUACGGACCAAAUUGAAAUUUGGAGAAGAAUGUCUUAUUUGCCAAGAAAGUUCUAAACCAUAUUCUGCAUUAAGUGCUUGCUAUGAAGCUGUAAUAAAACGCUCCCCUGUCUUAGGUAUAGAUUAUACAUAAAAUCAUGAGAUAAACAUUAAAUCAGAAAUUAUGACAGAUGACAGAUUAUUUUAGCUUAUUAUGUUGUAGAGACAAUAAUACAUCUAAAGCCUUAUUUACACAAUCUUGAAGAUUAUAGAAAUGGCAGUAAAUGCUGUAGAGAGUAUUUAGAUCACUGCACUGUUUCAGUGCUGCAGUCAUGAUCAGUUUUUAAGCUGUUUGAAUGGCAAGAAUCAAGACAAAUCACUUUAGGGUGUGCAGAAUGAAAGCAUGACCUGCACCCUUUUGCACAUUUGAGUUCAGCCAUUACAUCUGAGGGCUCAGUCAGACCCAGCUGUUGUUUCAUAUUUCCAGAUGUUUGGUUCAAGCUCCUUGUCCUUUUUUGAUGCAGAGGCAGCACUGUGUGGUACGGUGCUGCGGCUGCACCUCACUCUCUAAUCUUCACUGUAUUUCUCACUUCUCUGUAAGACGGGAGCUUUUACCUCAGCGGUUAAUAGUGAUUUUUAUGACGAUAUAUGUAUAAUUAUUGCAGAUGAAAACAUGUUUUACGAACUAAAUAGAGUGAACACAAUGUAUAAUAUUUUAUCUUUCAGUAUGUACUCAUGAUGCAAUACAAUACAAAACAAUCUAGAGUAUAAAACAUGUUCAAAAAGCACUAGACGCCAAUCUCCCACCAACAGAGCUGAACCUGCCAUGGCUGUUGGCCUGUUUAGUGGUUUAGUGUUAUGACAGUUGACAGUGUUGGUUCUUGCUGGUUCUCUGUUCAUGCUAAUUGAUGUUUUCAGCAACUUGUUAGUCCUGUUGUGGUGGCCUCUUCCCAGUUCUGGUUUAUUGCAGUGACCAGUGUUUCAGCACUUCAGUCCAUACUUCUGAUUCUGCUUACUGGUUAUUUAAAGCAGCAGUCCUUAAGAUUUGAUAUAAUUUCUUAUAAAUUGAAAGCAGUAGUAUUCCUGAGGAGGGUGGGAAGAAACUAUUUUAAAUAAUAGUAUCAUUUGGCAUGUUGGUGUGGCCAUCAAUGAAACAUCUUAUAUACAGCUCUGGAAAAAAACUAAGAGAUCACUUUAGUUUCUGAAUCAGUUUUUCUGAUUUCGCUAUUUAUAGGUAUAUGUUUGAGUAAAAUUAACAUGGAUGUUUUAUUCUAUAAACAACAUUUCUCCCAAAUUCCAAAUAAAAAUAUUGUCAUUCAGAACAUUUAUUUGCAGAAAAUGAGAAGUAGCUGAAAUAACAAAGAUGCAGAGCUUUCAGACCUUAAAUAAUGCAAUAUUUCAUAUAUUCAUAUUCAUAAAGUUUUAAGAAAAAUCAAUAUUUGGUGGUAUAACCCUGGUUUUUAAUAACAGUUUUCAUGCAACAUCUUGGCAUGUUCUCCACCACCAGUCUUACACGCUGCUUUCGGAUAACUUUAUACCACUCCUGGUGCAAAAAUUCAAGCAUUUCAACUUGGUUUGAUGGCUUUUGAUCAUCCAUCUUCCUCUUGAUUAUAUUCUAGAGGUUUUCAAUUUGGUAAACUCAAAGAAACUCAUAAUUUUAGGUGGUCUUUUAUUUUUUUCCAGAGCUGUAUAAUUAUUGUUAAAACAGAGGUCUGGUAGGUUCUUGCGGUAAUAUGUCAUGUGUUUUUUUUAUGUAAUUACACCACAUGCACAGCCUCUAAAGGAGGAUCUCGCAUGUUAAACAUGGAGAAACGAACAUACUCAGAACAACAUACUCUGUCUUUAUCUGGUCACCCAGAGAGGUCUCAAAAUCUCUAAAUCCCUAAAAUGUAGGGACUUUCACUUUAUCAAGUCAUGAGUGUCAACAGAUAAAAAAUGAAAUGCUGUAAUGUCACCUUAACAAUGGCUUUCCAUACUGAUAACCUAACAGAAAGACUUGCACCUGAAUGACAUCUUAGUUUUUGGAUGGUUAGCCGAGUGCAAUCUACUGUAGUUCAAAUACAGUUCGUGGAAUAACUUAAUAUUUUUUAACUGUUUACUUGAGACAAUGUUUUUUUCUGUAAUACAGGAUUUACACCCACCAGCCAUAACAUUAAAACACUUGGUCUGAUAUCAUGUAGGUCCUCUAAAGGGAUUUUGUUGCAUUGUAGGCAUCUGGAGGUUACAGCAGCAGAUCAUGUAAGGUGUGAGGUGGGGCCUCCAUGAGCAUCAGUGAACAUUGGAGGCCCAUAAAUCCUUUCUUGGAGCACUUCUGACCACUGCACACUGGGAACACCCUACAAGAACUGCCUGAUCUAUUCAGAGAGUCUCAGAUUCUAAUGCCUGACAACAAACCAAGAACUGUGUUUGCUGCUUAGUAACCACUAGAACCAGAUCAUCAAUGAUAUUCACAUCAUCUGGCAGUAGUUUUAAUGUCAUGGCUGAUUAGAUUGGGGUAUAAAUACGAUGCUGUCAAGUGGGAAGGAAAACAAAGCUCACAACCUACAUAUAGUUCUUGAUUGGGUUCUACUGGUUGCAGAUGUUGGAGGAAACUUGCCUUUUAUUAGCAUGUAUGUCACUGAGAAUGUAUAUUGUGCUUUUUAUAUCUAAGUAUUUAGAAAGAAGAUGGAAAGGGAACAUUUUAUUGACACUAAAAAUAUAUAUAUGUGCUGUUAUGCUUUCCUUAUCCUCACUACAGAAGGAGUACUGCCUAACUGCAUCAAUUCCUCAUUGAACUUGCAGGUUGGCCACCACAGCUUAGCAUUCCUGUGAGAACACUUAGGGAGAGUUUCCCAGACGGGGAUUAAGACUAGUCCUGGAUUACACAGCAUUUUGAGUGGAGAUUUUUCAUUGGAAGGAAAUUAUAUACUUCAUUCCAAAGUGUAGGCUACAGUCAAGAUACAACUGUCCUAUGAAGUGUCCUUCUCAGUAGCUUGUUGGUCACAAAUUUGGAACAGUUUCCCUUGUUUUCUGACAUUUUUUGCCCAAUUAUUGUGGUGCUCUUGUUCGUUUCUUCAUUUCUCCCACAUGUUGGACGUGCACUGAACGUCGGCUGCAUGUCUCACCUGUUAACAAAUGGUUCUUCAGUGAGGCAGCGGCUGAAAAAUGCAGCCUACACUUUGUAACAUGGUUAUACAGUCUACGAGUAAUCUUAAUCCCUGUCUAGAAAACUGACCCUCGACAUAAGAGUCUUGCCCCUGGUGCUGCAGGAGUGUGUGUUAAGUGUGUUAACCUUCCGUAUAGAGUUGAGAAGCAAGGGAAAAGCUUUUGCACACAAACAUACAUCCUGCAUUAAAGGGUUGCUUGUAGAAGCAAAGAAUAUAAUAUCAGAGCUUUAUUCACAUGUAGGCUAGUCGAGAUAAUCAAGUUUAAAACCCCAUGCCAACUGUGGAACCUGUGGUCAAGAUUAUGUGUAGAGUUCUAAUACAAUCAAAGAGAAUGUUGGAAGCAUUGUUCUUUACGACUGGAAAACACACACAGAUGAUGUUAUUAAAUACAGUGUGAAUGGUUACUGAUUUAUCAAGAAAUUUUCAAUUGUGUCAAACAAUAAUAAUUGUUCUUUCAUAUGUAAAGCUCUUUUGCAUAAUAAAGUUGUUAGGUUCAAAGA